AAGCCAGCGCCAACGUUCCUAGGGCACAGAUUUUGCUCAGGCGAAAGAAGGCGAAGAUGCUGAUUGCCGUCGUGGCCAUGUUCGCUGUCUGCUACCUUCCGGUGUACAUGUUCUUCUUGUUCAGGUACACGGACAUCCUUGACCUCUUCCCCAAUGAAACCAUCAAGCCGUUCGUGUUAUGCUCCCACUGGUUGUGUUACUUCAAUUCUGCCAUCAACCCGACCAUUUAUAACUUCAUGAGCUGCAACUUUAGGCGAGAGUUUAGAAUUGCCUGUCAUAUUUGCUGCAGAAGAGGAUCCACUCACAGCACAAUAUAUGAAG
This is a messenger RNA of Candidula unifasciata, 321 nucleotides long. Lineage: Eukaryota; Metazoa; Mollusca; Gastropoda; Stylommatophora; Geomitridae. The record is from the annotation of a GenBank genome assembly.